Molecule: messenger RNA, 2118 nt
Organism: Cynocephalus volans (Philippine flying lemur)
Lineage: Eukaryota; Metazoa; Chordata; Mammalia; Dermoptera; Cynocephalidae
Gene: GPSM1
Product: G protein signaling modulator 1
Exons: 14
Coding region: 1-2019 (672 amino acids)
Biological process (GO): establishment of mitotic spindle orientation
Cellular component (GO): cell cortex
Molecular function (GO): GDP-dissociation inhibitor activity; G-protein alpha-subunit binding
Source: RefSeq, a predicted model, not a curated record
AUGGCGGGCCCGGCCCCGCCCGCGGCCGACGAGCUCCCGGGCCCGGCCGCCAGGCGCCUCUACUCCAGGAUGGAGGCCUCGUGUCUGGAGCUGGCGCUGGAGGGCGAGCGUCUGUGCAAGGCUGGCGACUUCAAGGCGGGCGUGGCCUUCUUUGAGGCUGCUGUGCAGGUGGGCACGGAGGACCUGAAGACACUGAGUGCCAUCUACAGCCAGCUGGGCAACGCCUACUUCUACCUGAAGGAGUAUGCACGGGCACUGGAAUACCACAAGCAUGACCUCCUGCUGGCCCGGACCAUUGGUGACCGCAUGGGGGAGGCCAAGGCCAGUGGGAACCUGGGCAACACGCUCAAGGUCCUGGGCCGAUUCGACGAGGCCAUUGUCUGCUGCCAGAGGCACCUGGACAUCGCCCAGGAACAGGGGGACAAGGUCGGGGAGGCACGGGCACUCUACAACAUCGGCAACGUGUACCACGCCAAGGGCAAGCAGCUGUCCUGGAACGCCGUGCAGGACCCCGGUCACCUGCCGCCCGACGUCCGCGAGACGCUGCGCAGGGCCUCUGAGUUCUACGAGAGGAACCUGUCCCUGGUGAAGGAGCUGGGUGACCGGGCGGCCCAGGGCAGGGCCUAUGGCAACCUCGGCAACACCCAUUACCUGCUGGGGAACUUCACCGAGGCGACGACCUUCCACAAGGAGCGCCUGGCCAUUGCUAAGGAGUUUGGAGACAAGGCGGCUGAGAGGAGGGCCUACAGCAACCUGGGGAAUGCCCACGUCUUCCUGGGGCGCUUCGACGUGGCCGCCGAGUACUACAAGAAGACGCUGCAGCUGUCCCGGCAGCUCAGGGACCAGGCGGUGGAGGCGCAGGCCUGCUACAGCCUGGGCAACACCUACACGCUGCUGCAGGACUAUGAGCGUGCGGCCGAGUACCACCUGCGGCACCUGCUCAUUGCCCAGGAGCUGGCUGACAGAGUGGGUGAAGGCCGGGCGUGCUGGAGUCUGGGGAAUGCCUACGUGUCCAUGGGGAGCCCAGCUCAGGCCCUGACCUUUGCUAAGAAGCACCUGCAGAUCUCCCAGGAGAUUGGGGACCGCAACGGGGAGCUCACAGCCCGCAUGAACGUUGCGCAGCUGCAGCUGGCGCUGGGCAGGUUGACCAGCCCGGCGGCUGCAGAGAAGCCCGACCUGGCCGGCUAUGAGGCCCAAGGGGCCAGACCCAAGAGGACGCAGAGGCUGAGCGCAGAGACCUGGGACCUGCUGAGGCUCCCCCUGGAGCGGGAGCAGAACGGAGACAGCCACCAUGCAGGGGACUGGCGGGGGCCCAGCAGGGACUCGCUGCCCCUCCCCGUGAGGAGCAGGAAGUACCAGGAGGGUCCAGAUGCUGAGAGGAAGCCCCGGGAGGGCGGCCACUCCCCGCUGGACAGCGCGGACGUCCGGGUGCAGGUGCCUCGCACGAGCAUCCCGAGGGCCCCGUCUUCAGACGAGGAGUGCUUCUUUGACCUGCUGAGCAAGUUCCAGAGCAGCCGCAUGGACGACCAGCGCUGUCCCCUGGAGGAGGGUCAGGCUGGGGCCGCCGAGGCCACAGCUGUCCCCACCCUAGAGGAGAGGAUUGCCCCGCCCACGAUGACGGCCUCCCCGCAGACUGAGCAGUUCUUCGACCUCAUUGCCAGCUCCCAGAGCCGCCGGCUAGACGACCAGCGGGCCAGCGUGGGCAGCCUGCCCGGGCUGCGCAUCACGCACAACAACGUGGGGCACCUGCGCGGAGACGGGGACCCGCAGGAGCCGGGAGACGAGCUCUUCAACCUGCUCAUCAAGUACCAGUCUUCCAGGAUCGAUGACCAGCGCUGCCCGCCACCCGACGUGCUGCCCCGAGGCCCCACCGUGCCGGACGAGGACUUCUUCAGCCUCAUCCAGAGGGCACAGGCCAAGCGGAUGGACGAGCAGCGGGUGGGCCUCUCCGCGAGCCCGGAGCGGGAGGCAGGUGGGCCGCCUGAGUCCCGGCAGCCCUGUCCGCCCGGCACCAGCUAAGGCCUCACACCAGUGGCCAGGCCCGCCCCACCCCCACUCUUGACGCUGGGGGGCUCACAGUUGUCCACGAUGCCCACAGCCCCCCAAAAGCUGAAUCCU